Messenger RNA from Amblyraja radiata (thorny skate), 2059 nucleotides. RefSeq names its product SS18 subunit of BAF chromatin remodeling complex (gene ss18). Gene Ontology annotation, biological process: positive regulation of transcription by RNA polymerase II. Gene Ontology annotation, molecular function: transcription coactivator activity. Gene Ontology annotation, cellular component: nucleus. Bases 175 to 1296 code for a protein of 373 amino acids. NCBI's taxonomy places the organism in Eukaryota, Metazoa, Chordata, Chondrichthyes, Rajiformes, Rajidae. The transcript is spliced from 10 exons. The record is from RefSeq and is a predicted model, not a curated record.
UGAGUGUGUGUGUGCGCGCAGAGUUUUGGCACGAAACUCGCCCUCAGUAUCAGAGAAGGGGCGGAGUUGAGAGAUAUUUGUGCUCCACUGGACUGACUGUGUGUGGUGGUGGAAGAGGAGGGAGGGGGGAGUUUCAUUAAAGGGGAAAUUCCACACUCACUCACACGCUAGACGAUGUCGGUGGCGUUUGCUACACCGCGGCAGCGCGGGAAAGGUGAAAUUACACCUGCCGCCAUUCAGAAGUUACUGGAUGAAAACAACCAGCUAAUCCAGUGUAUCAUGGACUACCAGAGCAAAGGGAAAUCCGCUGAAUGUUCUCAGUACCAGCAGAUGCUUCAUAGAAACCUGGUCUACUUAGCAACCAUAGCAGAUUCCAAUCAGAACAUGCAGUCGCUGUUGCCAGCUCCUCCAACACAAUCCAUGCCAAUGGGGUCCGGGUCUAUCAACCAGAGUGGAAUGACCCAGCUUGCUCACGGGCACAGCAUGGCAGCGGAUGGCAUGGUCGGAGGGGGUGCACCUGUGCUUCACAUGCAGAACCAGAUGAACGGCCAGAUGCCAGGAUCCAACCACAUGCCAGUGCAAGGUCCCGUACAGGCUGGUCUGGUCAACGCCUCGGUCAGCAUGCCAGCCGGUAGCCACAGCUCGAUGGGCGGCUACAGUCACUCUGUGCCCUUGUCGCAGUCGAUGCCGGUGCAGAGCCAGAUAAAUGUGAGCCAGGGGCAGUCGAUGGGGAGUUACGGACCCCGACCUAACAUCAACAUGCAGCCAAGCCAAGGUCCAAUGAUGCACCAACAAGCACCUGUCUCUCAGUUCAAUAUACCCCAGGGAGGGGCUCAACAUUAUCCCAACCAGCCACCAAUGACCAUGAUGAGCCAAGUAAACCAGGCUAACCACAUGUUGGGGCAAAGACAGAUACCCCCAUACAGACCGGCUCAGCAAGGUGCUCUUCAACAGUUUUCAGGUCAGGAGGAGUACUACAAUGAUCAGUUCAAUCAUGGGCAGGGUGCUCCAGAAAGCAUGAACCAGCAGUAUUAUCCCGAUGGCAACCCACAGUACGGGCAGCAGCAGGACGCCUACCAGCAAGGACCCUCCCAGCAGCAGGGCUACCUGGCGCAGCAGUACACGGCCCAGCAGGGCUACCCCCCUCAACAGCAGGGCUACGUUGCUUCACAAGGUGCCCCAGGUCAGUACAGCAGCUACCCGCAGGGGCAGCAGUACGGAGGAUACAGACCACCUCAACCAGGCCCCCCUCAACAGCAGCAGCGACCCUAUGGCUAUGAACAGAACAUGCAAUGAAGCUGCCACGGUGACCAGGCAGGGAUUUUUCCGAAGAUCUCGGCUCCAGUUGGUGUCCACCAGUCAAAGACAACUCUACAAUCAAACGUUUCCAACAUGUUUCGGAGAGGGUGAGGAAGAUCGGGUGGGUGGCCUGUUGGUCUCGGGAGGAAAAGAAGCUUUGGUUGUCCCUCCCCCCUGGCCAGUGAGUGAACUGGUACCAACGCCUUGCUUGCUCCCUCUACCUUGGGGAUGUUCCUGGAGAUGGUUAUCCUAUCUUCCUCGUCACUGUGCAGUCUAGCCUCGCACCAUUACUCAGUUCCAAUAACGUCUCGGAUAAUGUUGAGGAAAGUAGACCGCCUUGCGUUUGUUGGAAGACCAGAUCUCCCGCAAAGGAGGUUGUCCUAUCCGUCUUCAGGGCUGCCUGACCAGGUCUCACCUCCGAGGGACAGUACCACCUUCUCCUGCCCUUCCACCCGCUCCGUGUACCAGGCUCCACGCUCUUCCCAUCAUGCUUCUCCCUCCUCCGUAUAUCCGCACCGAGAUCCUGUCCAAGAAGCCCACACACUGAAGAAUCACCGGCUGGAGAUGUCGAGCUGGACAGAGAAGACAAUCUCAAAAGCUUUGGGUCCAAGCAAAAGUGAUUGAGAUUUCACUAAGUAUUACUGGCAAAAGCAAUCAACGGUCAUUUUCUUAAUCAAACCGAGUGUCUCCAAUACCCGAAGGGGAAAUGUCCUCGGCUUUAUUUAUAUCAAAUGGUUUUUUUAAACAGUGUUGCUCAAAA